CUAAAAACAAAACAAAGGCCUCCGAGAUAUGGCCAUGUCCAAUUUGUACGCGAAAAUUUCAACGAAACCAGUAGGCAAACGAAUCGAAAAUAUGUCCGUGUCCCAAACUAACGCCUGGAUGAACGCAGAAACUCUCAACAAUGGCUCACUCAGCCUCUCACCGCCCGCUUCGAAUCAACAAGCAGGACACUCACAUCCUCACUCAAUUUCACAGAAAGAUACCGGAGGACUGCUACAGGUGAUGCAGCCAGCAAGUAAUCCAGGCUCACCACCACCCAGUCCACCAUUGGUUUCACCAGUAGGCCACUGCGGUACGCUAGACCCCAACUGGCAAGCUUUGAAACCCACAGUCAGAGAAAGGAAUGCUGCCAUGUUCAAUAAUGAUCUUAUGGCCGACAUAAAGUUUAUUGUUGGUCUUCCUGGUUCCACUCAAAUCAUUCCAGCGCACAAAUAUGUCCUCGCUACAGGCAGUUCAGUAUUCUAUGCCAUGUUUUAUGGUGGUCUUGCAGAAUGCAAAGAAGAAAUUAUAGUUCCAGAUGUUGAACCAUCGGCAUUUUUGAUAUUGCUCAAGUAUCUGUAUUGCGAUGAAAUCCAUCUUGAAGCAGAUACAGUUCUUGCUACUCUUUAUGUAGCCAAAAAAUACAUAGUACCCCAUUUGGCACGUGCCUGUGUCAACUAUUUGGAAACCAGUCUAACAGCCAAAAAUGCUUGCCUCCUUCUAAGCCAGUCCAGACUUUUCGAAGAACCAGAACUAAUGCAGCGCUGUUGGGAAGUUAUAGACGCUCAGGCGGAAAUGGCUCUGAAAUCUGAAGGAUUCGUCGAUAUAGAUAUGUCGACAUUAGAGUCAGUUUUGGGCCGUGAAACACUCAACUGCAAAGAAAUGAAUUUAUUGGAAGCAGCACUAAACUGGGCCGGGGCUGAAUGUUACAGAAGGGAAAUCGAACCAACGCCACAAAACAAACGUGCCGUACUAGGCAACGCCUUAUACUUAAUCAGAAUCCCAACUAUGGCUUUAGAGGAAUUUGCCAAUGGGGCAGCUCAAAAGGGGAUUUUGACCCAACAAGAAACCAUUGACAUAUUUUUUCAUUUUACAGCAAAUAAUAAACCAAGUUUGCAGUAUCCCAUCAAAUCAAGGACUGGAUUGAAGAGUCAGGUUUGUCACCGAUUCCAAUCUUGCGCUUACCGUUCAAACCAAUGGCGUUAUAGAGGACGAUGUGACAGUAUACAAUUUUCAGUUGACAGAAGAAUCUUUGUGGUAGGAUUUGGACUGUAUGGUUCUUCAAACGGAGCAGCGGACUACAGUGUUAAAAUCGAACUGAAACGACAAGGCAGGGUUUUGGCUGAGAACAAUACGAAGUUUUUCUCGGAUGGAUCUAGCAAUACUUUCCAUGUGUAUUUUGACAAUCCUAUACAGGUCGAACCUGAAACAUUCUACACAGCAUCUGCAGUAUUAGAUGGUGGAGAACUGAGCUAUUUCGGACAAGAAGGCAUGAGUGAAGUGACCGUCGGUCAAGUUACAUUCCAAUUUCAAUGUUCCUCCGAAAGUACCAACGGUACCGGGGUGCAAGGCGGCCAAAUUCCCGAAUUGAUAUUUUACGGGCCGGCGCACGAGGAACACUGAGGCCGGUUCGCGUGUUUAGAAUGAUAACAAGGCCUUAGAUUUCAUUAAGUGGAUCUCAAAAAUGUAGUUUGCAAAAAUGAAUAUAUGAAAAUUUGCCAGUAGGGCUAUCAUUCUAAAUACAGUGUCAUACUGCAAUCGAAUUCCUAUAAUUAUUUUUAUUAUUUAUUUAUUUAUUUAUUUCUACAUUAUUCACUCUUAUUAUUUAUGAUAGUGACUUCCAGUUUAGUGUCCCCUGCUUGAUUUUAAAGACUGUGUUUGAUACAAUAUUUGGAACUUUUAAUUUUAAUUUUUAUUUGAUUUUAUAGGUUUAGUAUAGCAACACCAAAAAUAUUAUUGUACAAUAAUUAUUAUUAUUGAUUGCUUGCAUUU
Messenger RNA from Ceutorhynchus assimilis (cabbage seed weevil), 1990 nucleotides. NCBI's taxonomy places the organism in Eukaryota, Metazoa, Arthropoda, Insecta, Coleoptera, Curculionidae. The record is from the annotation of a GenBank genome assembly.